Leucoraja erinaceus (little skate) is the source of this 3749-nucleotide messenger RNA. RefSeq names its product protein downstream neighbor of son homolog. The transcript is spliced from 10 exons. The record is from RefSeq and is a predicted model, not a curated record. Gene Ontology annotation, biological process: nuclear DNA replication. Lineage: Eukaryota; Metazoa; Chordata; Chondrichthyes; Rajiformes; Rajidae. The coding region runs from base 264 to 2012 and encodes 582 amino acids. Gene Ontology annotation, cellular component: nucleus.
GUGGGGUCUCGGCGCCGCACAUGCGCACUAACUCGGCGGGAACUGUUGGGACGCGAGCUGGCGCCAAAUUUUAAAACUUUCCUCCGUCAGCGGCGGAGGCGCCUGAGGGGGGGAGAGACUUAAAUUGUUGAAUCAUUUAAUAAAUGGAACAGUAGAGGAUAGUUAGUGAUUAUUAAAUAACUUGCAGUUGAGGCGCCUGAAAGUUGCCGCCGUGCUCCUGUGUCGGAGCUUCUUUCCACCCCCGUCCGUUCCCUCUUCACAAGAUGUCAGCUGAGCAAGUGGCCGGCUACUCGCCCAGCUUUAGGAAGCCGUCCGAGGUGCUGAGGUUGAGGAGGAAACGAGCCCGCAGCGCGGCCGGGCAGCUUCCAUCGGGCGGCUUCAGCUUGUCCGAGCAGCCGACCAUCGCCACGGUUUCCCCGGCCGACACGGAUGAGCACGGCGGCCCGGGGCAGCAGCACCAACAACAGCGUAAGAAGUGCAGGAGGAACCCGUUCGCCGAUGUCGCCAACACCCGCGGGCUGUUGGCGGAGAGUUCGUCUCCUGCAGCCGAGGAGAAGCCGCAGAGCGAAGGGGACCCUCAGGUGUCAUCUAAAGGAGGUGAAGAUUCCAUUUGGGAAGGAAAGUUUAUUUCCCACGAACUGCCAUUUCCUGUGCCAGUUAAAAAUUUACAGUGCUCUGGAACACUGCCUGAAUUCGCUUCUUUGCCUGCAGACUUCCCUGCUGACUGGAGUGUCAAAACAUGGGUUCUUUUCACGUCCCCUCAUCCUUUUACUUGGACAGGUCAGCUAAAAGCAUCAGAAGAAGCCAAAGGAUUAAUUCAACACUGUCGUUCCUCAGUAGUUGAUUUCCCUUUGCACAUAGAGGAUCCAAGAUCGUGUACAGAUUUACGCUGUGCCUUCCAGCAGAAUCUUGUAUACUGGCUUCAUCCUUCGCUGCCAUGGCUAUCACUGUUCCCUCGUAUAGGUGCAGAACGGAAAAUGGCUGGCAAAAAUAAUCCAUGGGCACAAGAUGAAGAGCUCCAACAAGUGCUAAUGGGUGAAUGGUCACUCAGUUUUAGUUCUCUGUAUAAUUUAUUGCGAGCCAAACUUUGCCCUUAUUUCUACUUCUGCACAUAUCAAUUCACUGUGCUGUUCCGGGCAGCUGGAAUAGCAGGAAGUGAUGUCCCUACAGCUGUUAUUUCCCCAACGACAAGGGGUCUUCGAGAAGCCAUGAAAGAUGAAGGGAUUACAUUUUCCAUGCCCUUACUGGAAGAUGGUAGAAAUGGAAAGACCAAAAAAAGUGAGACUACAGAUGUGGGCACGCACAUUCCAAAUGUUGAAGCACAGGAGAAAAACUCAGAUGUUCAGAAAGAACAUGCUGGCAGUAGUGAAGAGGAUGACGACGAUGAUGAUGGGGCCUCCUGGCUGAAAUAUAUGGGUGUACAGGACAAUGUUCGAAAACUUAACUCUAUGUCCAUUAAACUUCGUAAGGAACACAACCUUGUGCAAAUGGACCAUAAGCCUGAAUCAGCUGUGCUAGUGAAAGGCCUGCACACAUUUACUUUGCUGAACUUCCUUAUGAACAAUAAGAGCAUAGUAGCUGUAGCUGGACCACAAGCAGGACUCCCACCUACACUUUUGGCACCUGUUGCAUUCAGAGGAGCCUCGAUGCAGACGUUAAAGGCAAGAAGUAUUAACAUAAAGGCACAUCAUCCCUCUGGGAUGAAGGAAUCUCACAGCCUUGAGAUCACUGGUCCUAUCAUGCCUCACGCCAUCCACAGCCUGACACUGAUGCUGAAAUCGGCUCAGAAAGGAAACUUUGCAGCCAACUUUCACACGCAUGAACCAACAUCAGUGUUUAACAUACCCCUCAAACUGGAACGUCAGGAAGAUAAGGAUCACUCUUCAGGUGAGCUGUCUAAUUAUGGUCUACACCCAGAAACACUGACUCAACUAAUGCAACAGCCAACCAUUGGAAAAUCCUCCAUAAAGCAUAUAGAAAUGGACAACUAUAAAUAUACAUGGAAGUUGUGAUUGCUGAAAUUCAGUAGAUGCUAUGAUUUACUUUUAAAAAGUUUUAAGUAUUCACAUAUUGUAGAUGUUGAAUGAAAUGCAACUGAAUUCUGGGGAAAACUAGAUAGUUUUUUUAACAAUGAACAUUAAUUAAAGUAAUUAGAGGCCAAAUAACAUUAGACAUUAAGUGACUAAAUACCCAUGCUUUUAAGUUAAUAUUCUACAUUAGUAUUACCAAUAUUAUUUGAAAUUGGGUUUAUUUUAAAUGCAUAUGAUAAAUGCAUUUCAUAUUUUAAUCAUGUGAAGAUGAGUCGGUAGGAGCUACUUGAAAAAUCCAUUUAAUCAUUUUGUCUAAAGGAAUUAUGCUGUCCGCUGACCCACUCUAUGAUCUUUGCUCUUGAAAGACACAGACCGGGCAGUGAAUGCCAUGCAAUGUCACCCAGCGCAGCAAGUGAGGCCAUGUCCUGCUCCUGGCAGCAGUCAGAAUUUAAGGGUUUGCAGGAAGCGGCUGACAUGAGCGAGGCCAGCGAGCGGCAGGAGAGAGGUGUUCAGCAGAGAGCACUGCCAGAGGAGUGGGCCGGCAGAAGGCGCUGAGGUGGUUGCCGGUUCCGCUGUCUGGUCCCGGUGGCUACUUCCCUCCCCAGCCACAAUGUGGUGGCUCUGCACCCAGAGCGCCACGGCAGCAGUGAGUUAGUUGCUGGCAUGAUCCCCAACCCCCCUUCUCAAUGCUACAGCCCGUACUGACGCGGGCCAGACUCCCCAUAUGCUGUGAAAGAAACUCUUCCCCCUGCCCCAGCGGCACUGUACUUUUACAACCGCUUCCCAUCAGCUACCAGCAAUGAGGGAUAGACUUGGCUAUCCAUCAGUACAACAUCAUUCUUGAUGUUGCUGUACUGAGGAAUAGCCAAGUCUUAUCUUUCUUGGCUAACAACCUAACCUUUGGCCUCCAAGUUGCAGGUAAAUUUUCGCACCUUAUUUUUGGGUGAAAAAUACGUCUUCGUUGCCGAGAAAUAUGGUAGUUCUGUACCCACAUUUACCUGCCUACUGUGCAUUCUGCCAUCUAUUUGCAUAGGGUCCUUCAGAGGGUUAUGCUAGUCAAAAAACAUAAUUUUUUUCUAUUAAUAUGUAGAAAUCAGCUUUAUCAAAUAAUGAAACUGAUACAAUACAAUUUGUAGAUCAACUCCAUAGUUUACUGGAAUAUUCAUGCUCUCCAAUUCACUAUCAAUGACAAUGUUUAGUGUUUAUACAUCAGGAUCUACUAUAGGGGAAUUGUAGUUGUGUUAUGUUACUUGACCUGGCACAGCAAUGUCUGAAAAUGUAAAUAAACUCUCGAGCAACAGUUAAGGUGGUUUUAGGUUUGUGUUACUCUAAUUAGAAAUGUGUUUUAUCUAAAUUUUAGCUGUGAUAAAUACGACGUCCCAGACCUAUGAGAAUUAACUAGAUACGACCUAUUAACUGAUAAAGCAUAAGACAUGGGCACAUUUUAGUUUGUAGUUAUCUGCCUUUUGGUUUAACCAUCAACAGAGGAAAAAAGUAAAGCCAUUGUAAAUCUCAAUGUAGUAAAAGAUGUCUUUUAUCAGAUUUUAUUUUGCCAGUCUACAUUCAACAUUGGACAGAUAUUUUGUUCAGAAGCUCUAAGAUUUAUAGCUUCAUUAGCUUCAGAAUUGAUCAUUUUGUUAUUGCACUUUCAGUAUGCACUGCUAUUUUAAUGUCUGAUAUGACUAUUUAUUAAGUAUUAAAUAUACCAGUUGAGCCUUG